Daldinia vernicosa is the source of this 957-nucleotide messenger RNA. RefSeq lists its product as uncharacterized. The transcript has 2 exons. Bases 1 to 957 code for a protein of 318 amino acids. NCBI's taxonomy places the organism in Eukaryota, Fungi, Ascomycota, Sordariomycetes, Xylariales, Hypoxylaceae. The record is from RefSeq and is a predicted model, not a curated record.
AUGAAGACUUCAACCGUCGCCAUCGUCUUGGCACCUGCGGCCGCUUCUGCGCAGUGGUGGAGAGGCGCUCCUGGUUGUGCUCUGUACUCCAUCACAGCCUAUUCACUCCAACCCACUAACGUCUCGGUCUCCCCCCUAAAGCAAUCCUGCCUCUCUUCCGCCUGGUCCAGUCCCACCGCCACCAUAACCAGCGACUGGCCCGCGCAGUCCGAGUACUGCGACUCGGACCACGGCAGCAGCAUCAACUCGUGCAUCAGCAGCGCGUGCGCCACCUCCGAGUCCUCCACCGCCUUCGAGUCCUACACUUCGCUCUCUAGCUCCCUGUGCUCCCAGUACUCCGAGUGCACGUCCGCCGGCAGCACUGGCGUCCGCACAGUCACGUACUCGGGCGGAUCAGUCACCUGGGCCGCGCCUGGGGGCUGGCGUGGCGGCGCAAAGGCGCUUGGCGGCCCCUUUCGCAACGGCAACGGGCCUCCGAACGCGUCGGACAUUUCGUCCGCCGUCGACUCGUACAGAGAGUACUGGAGCGAGUGGGCGUCGGCCUUCGAGUCGUCGCGCACGUGGACCGGCGGCGUAGCUACCGUCACGGGCUGCGACUUCGCCGGGUCCCCGUGGUUUGUCGGGCCUGGGUGCGGGUGGAACGAGCUAGGCGGGUUUAACGGCUGGGUUGGUUGGGGGUCGGGCUGGAGCUGGGGACCGACGACUACGGAGACUGUCACGUUUACGACUACCGAUACUGCUGGCGCUACGACGACUGGGACGGGACUCGCGGCCGUGGCGCUGGCUGUGAGCGGCUCGCUGACUACUUCUACGACGCUGGGGACGCCGACGGCGACAGGGGGCGCGGAGAGCGGCGCGGCGCCGGUGGGGAUGAGCCCUGGGGCUGAGAGCUCGGUUGUCACGGGUAUGAUGGGGGUUGCGCUGGGGGCGAUAUUGGUGGUUGCUGGUAUGCUGUGA